AUGUCUGUCGUUUCUCUUUUGGGAGUUGAGGUGUUGAACAACCCGGCAAAGUUCACCGACAAGUACGAGUUUGAGAUUACAUUCGAGUGCCUCGAGCCUUUGGAGAAAGAACUCGAUUCCCUGCUCGUGGGACCUAUCCCCGUCGGUGUGAGCAAGUUCCCCUUCGAGGCAGAAGCGCCCGAUACGAAGCGGAUUCCCGACUCCGAUAUUCUCGGCGUCACCGUGAUCCUCCUCACCUGUGCCUACGACGGACGCGAAUUCGUGCGACCCAUCAUCGAGAGGGUCAAGCGCAACAUUCUUGCCGAAAAGCCCAGGGUCACCCGCUUUGCCAUCAAAUGGGAUUCCGAGGCCUCUGCACCCGCCGAAUUCCCACCCGAGCAGCCCGAGGCAGACCUUGUGGCAGACGAGGAUGAAUAUGGUGCCGAGGAGGCUGAAGAAGAGGAAGCCGAGGUUGAAGCCGAGGUGAAUGGCGAGGAUGCAGCUGGCGAUGCGAACAUGGCCGACGCUGACGCGGAAGGCGCCGCCAAGGAAGAGGACGAGCUUUCGGACGACGGCAGUGUCGAUAUCGAGGGAGAGAGUGAGGAUGAGGAAGAGGGUGAGGAGGAGGCGGAAGAGGGCGAUGCUAUGGAUGAAGAUGCCAUGGAGGUUGAUGAGGGGGCCAAGGCGAGCGGCCCUAAGGCCGCCGAGGUCGUCAUGUCUCAUUAG
Messenger RNA from Parascedosporium putredinis, 705 nucleotides. The record is from the annotation of a GenBank genome assembly. Lineage: Eukaryota; Fungi; Ascomycota; Sordariomycetes; Microascales; Microascaceae.